Messenger RNA from Leishmania mexicana MHOM/GT/2001/U1103, 498 nucleotides. RefSeq lists its product as hypothetical. The transcript has a single exon. Bases 1 to 498 code for a protein of 165 amino acids. The record is from RefSeq and is a predicted model, not a curated record. NCBI's taxonomy places the organism in Eukaryota, Euglenozoa, Kinetoplastea, Trypanosomatida, Trypanosomatidae.
AUGCUGUGUGGUGGACUUCAGACGUCGCCGCGGCUGAUGGCUCGUAGCAUCGCAGGGCCACAAGUUCUCGGUGCUGAGGUGCCAUCCUUUCGCAGUUUCCCGUACCGGGCCCAGGAGACGUUGUACCUGUACCGACACUUUCUCCAGCUUAUUUACCACCACUACGGGCCCGAGGAGCGCAAGGACUUGCUGUUUCGGCUGCGCAAUGAGUUCUCCAGCAAGCGACACCUGCGAGGCCCUCGUGCCAUCUCGGCGGCGCUGAAGCGUGGGGAGGGGAUGCUUGCACUGCAGCGCCAACUCCUUCAAUCGCGCGAGGUCCGCCGGGGAACGUCACGCGAUGGUGGGGCGCAGAGUGUCGACGCACUGUGGGAUCAGUUCCAGGUUGUUUCCGGGAACGUGCUGCCUGGCCUCCGCAACUAUGAAAAUUCGCUCCCCGUCUCGAACGGGAGCUACGUUACACAGGCGAGCACGAAUAACGUGUACUCGCGCCGCCGAUGA